This is a messenger RNA of Acanthocheilonema viteae, 705 nucleotides long. NCBI's taxonomy places the organism in Eukaryota, Metazoa, Nematoda, Chromadorea, Rhabditida, Onchocercidae. The record is from the annotation of a GenBank genome assembly.
AUGGAUAAAGCAACUGAAACUGUUGGUUCAACAUGGCUUUCGAAGGAUCCUGAACCAUUCAGGCAAGGUGCUGAGGCUUGCUUAUUUCGAUGUACUUAUUUUGGCCGAAAAUCGGUAAUCAAAGAACGAUUCGUUAAAAUCUACAGACAUCCAACGCUGGAUUUAAUUUUGACGAAGGAACGUAUUAAAGCUGAAUUAAAUGCAUUGCGUAAGUGUAAAACGAUGGGGAUUGAUGUACCUACAGUAUACUUUGUAAAUAUUGAUCGAAAUUCUUUUAUUAUGGAAGAGAUCUCCAAUGGUACCACUGCUCGACAAUUUAUUGAAGAUUUUAAGAAUAGCAGCGACUUUGAGGAAACAAUUACUGAUUUUGGUAUUCGAUUAGGUCAAAUUAUAGCAAAACUACAUCAUGGUGGUAUCAUGCAUGGUGAUUUGACAACGUCUAAUGUUCUUCUUCGAAAUGGAAAUCCCAAAACAAUUGUUUUUAUCGAUUUUGGUCUUGCUGAGGGUAAUGCAACAGUGGAAAGUAAAGGUGUCGAUUUGUAUGUAUUGGAACGAGCUGUCUUAAGUACACAUUCUGAAGUGGAAUUCAUCUUCGAUACUAUUAUGAAAGGAUAUGAACUGUUCAACAAGAAACAGUAUGAUGUAGUUAAUAGGAAACUUAAGGAAAUCGAAAGGCGAGGAAGGAAGCGUGAAAUGCUAGGAUAG